Messenger RNA from Cololabis saira (Pacific saury), 1777 nucleotides. Its product is annotated as hemopexin-like. The coding region runs from base 76 to 1347 and encodes 423 amino acids. The record is from RefSeq and is a predicted model, not a curated record. NCBI's taxonomy places the organism in Eukaryota, Metazoa, Chordata, Actinopteri, Beloniformes, Belonidae. The transcript is spliced from 10 exons.
UUCAGCUCCGGUGUUGCUACAAUUCCCAGUUCUUCUCCGGCAUGAGGCUCCACAUCUGAGGACUCUGAGACAAACAUGGAGCUGCUCCCCAGAACCCUGGUCCUGUGCUUAGCUCUGGCUCUGGCUACAGCAGCACCAGUGCAAGAUUCAGCAGCUGGAGACAUUCCAGAUCGGUGUGCAGGUAUUGAGUUCGAUGCCAUCGCUCCAGAUGAGAAGGGAGACACUUACUUCUUCAAAGGGGGCCAUCUAUGGAAGGGCUUUGGUGAUCCAGCUCAGCCCUCCACCGCCCACUUCAAGGAGCUGACCGGUCAUGUGGACGCUGCUUUCCGCAUGCACAACACGGAGAACCCAGAGGACCACGACCACGUCUACUUCUUCCUGGAUGACAAGGUGUUCAGUUACUACAACCACACUCUGGAGGAAGGGUAUCCAAAAGAGAUCCAGGAGGAUUUUCCCGGAAUCCCCACUCACCUGGACGCAGCUGUGGAAUGUCCCAAAGGGGAGUGCGUCACUGACUCGGCUCUGUUCUUCAAAGGACAAGACGUCCAUGUCUAUGACAUCGCCACCAAGGCUGUGAAGACCAAGACGUGGUCCCACCUCCCUGGCUGCACCUCUGUGCUGCGCUGGCUGGAGCACUACUAUUGUUUCCAUGGACACAACUUCACCCGCUUCAACCCGAUAACAGGAGAGGUGUCCGGGACCUACCCCAAAGACGCCCGCAGUUACUUUAUGCGCUGCCCUAACUUUGGUCAUGAAGGUGACGGUAAACCUGUCCAGUGCAGUGAAGUCAAACUGGAUGCCAGCACCAUUGACGAUACAGGCAGAGUCUAUUUCUUUGCAGGUCCCAUCUACAUGCGCAUGGACAGCCAGCGUGACGGCCUUCACCCCUUCCCAAUAACCAGGACCUGGAAAGAAGUGACCAACGGCGUUGACGCCGUUUUCUCCUACACCAACAAAAUCUACAUGAUCAAAGGUGAGCAGGUGUACAUCUAUAAAGCCGACGCCCACUUCACCCUGAUUGAAGGCUACCCUAAAACAGUGAAGGAGGAGCUGGGCUUCGAGGGAGCGGUGGACGCUGCUUUCGUGUGUCCAGACGAAUACAAUCUUUAUAUAAUCCAAGGAAGCAUGAUGUUUGAAAUCGACCUCACGAACACACCGAGGAGGGUCACCCACAACAGGCCCUUGGUUUUGUCCAACAUUGACGCUGGUUUCUGUGGUCCAGAAGGGAUUAGACUAUUCCAGGGGUCCCAGUAUUACAACUAUCCAAGACCGAUGAUGGUGGUAAUGAGCAGCGUCGCCCUCGAGCCCACGCCCAUCACCUCGGCAAUGAUGCCGUGUGAAGAUUAGGAGUCCGAGAAGGAUUCUCCCCGAUCGUAAAUAACGCCGUCAGUGUAAAGCGUGAAUUAUGACACAUGAGUACCAGGGCAAGGAAUUCUGCAUUUCUGUAAUCGACUAUUAAGAUUUGGGGGGGGGGAGAGCUGUCUUUCAUAGAAUCAACUGUUGUUUGCUGAAUAAAAAAGAGAAAAGACGUGUGUCCUUCAGUUAGUCAUCAUUAAUAACCCAUCAAUUACGAAUCAAUCGUGUUUCUAACGCUAUGACUAGUUUAGCCACUAAAGGACCCACCGUUCAUUAAAAAAAACAUUACCCCAGAGAGGCACCGCUCAUCGAGAUGACCUGGAUAUGUUCCAUAUGAUUUUAGGAAGGAUGUUGUUAUCCCAGCUCUUAUUCCUAAAUAAGUUCAUAUGACAGUUCAGAGGUCACAAGAAACGCUCGAGUC